UCGAACGGAUAAAAAAGGCGUCAGGGGAAAAGGGCGGAUCGGCACUUUCGCGACGACGUUUGUGUGUCACGCGAAAAGUGCGGGCUAGUUUCUCCGGUGGGUCGGUGAGGACCUACUUCCACGACGAGAGCAGAGCAGAAGUAGGCGCCGAAGGUGAAAUCCGAAGAAGUGCACGUAAAUCCUUCACGAGAGUGACGUAGCCUCGUUUUCACGGCGGGGAAGAGAGAGACAGAAAGACGCAGCGGCGCCGUAGUUGAGCGCGCUGCCACCAGGAGCGCUGCGGGAUGUGGGUUAGCAGCAGCUGGGCGCAGCAGUCGGCUCAGUCAGUGUUCGCCGGGACGCCUCACCGUACGCGUCGAAGAGAGGACGAGGCACAGGACGCGACACAGCAAGUACAGAGAGAGAACGCGGAAAGCUGGUCGAGAGAGAUAAGCGAGGUCGGCGCGCUGUCGCCUCACGAUGGGGUGAAGUCCGGGGCGGGCUGGCGAGCGGCGGAGCCCACGAUGAGCCCCGCCUCGCAGGGCGGGCUGGAGCUGAAGCGCUACAUCGGCAGCUGCCUCAUCUCGGCGCCGCGUAAGGCGGGCGAGGGCGGCGCGGCGCUGGCGGCGGGUCCUGCCCCGGCGCCGGCGCCGCUGUGCGGGCUGCCGCUCAUCUCGCUGGCGCCGCGGCCCGGCGCCUUCUCGCGGCUCGCCAUGCACACGCAGGGCGCGCCGCUCAUCCUGGCCGGCCGGUACGGCGCCCGCAAGCAGGGCCAGGGCCAGGGGCAGGGCCAGCGGCAGCAGCAGCGGGGGCCGGCCGUGGCGCGCGCCGCCGAAGCCACCACGGAGGCCGCCGGUAGCGGUGGAGGCGGCGGCAGGGCCACCAGCAGCGACUCGCUCAACACGGCCAGCGACGAGAGCUCGGGCCCGUCCGAGAACAGCCUGCCGCGCAUCAUCAAGCCCCGCAAGCGGCGCAAGAAGGACCGCAAGCCGCCGGCGGCUCCCGCCGCCCACCAGCCGGCAGCGCCGCCCUCGCCGGAGGCGGCCGCCCCGGAGGGCUCCAGCAUAGUGACGCUGCGGCCGUACGUGCCGCUGUGCUUCGAACUGUACGACGCCGCGCGGCCGCCCCCAGCCGCCAGCGCGCGCCGGGCCGCCGAGCCGAAGCGGAGCGAGCCGCCCAGGAGCAAGCCGAGGCCGCAGCUGCAGCUGCAGGUGCAGGCGGCGCGCGGCGAGGACGGCCGCCAGCAGCAGCAGCAGAGCCCGCCUGCCCUCUCGGCGUCGGCGUCGCCGUCGCCGUCCGUGUGCCAGUGCCGCUACUGCGACCCCCGCGGCCACAUUUGGGACGUGCACCGCCACUGCUACUCGCCGGUGCUGACGGCGCCCGCCCCGGACGAGUCGCCGUUCGCCAGCAUCCCCCUGUUCCUGGGCGAGCCGCCCGCCGGCCACGCCGCCGACACCGACGACGGCUUCUUCAGCGAGGACCUGCCCACGUCUGCGUCGCCCACCUCCCUCUCUGGCGACGGCCGAGACCCGCCGGCCGACGGCGGCAGCGCGCUGCGCCGCAGCUGGAGCGGCUGCUCCUCUUCUUCUUUCUCCUCGUCUUCUUCUUCUUCUUCUCCGUCGCCGCCGUCGCUCGCCGGUGACCCUGGCGGCCGCGCGCGCACUGCAGCCGUCGCCGUCGCCUCGCAGGGGCUGCAGGUGUCCACCGAGAUAGUGACCUCCCCCAACGGCCACCGCGACCUCGAGAUCAGGUUCUACUCGAGCUCGCCGCCGGGUCGGGAGGCUGCUGCGAGCGAGGCCCGCGUCCGGAACGAGGCGGCGUGGCCCGCGAGCCGGCCGCGAGGCGGCGCCCUGUGGGGCAGCGGCGGGCCGGACGAGCACGGCGCCGGCGCGCUCGGCGACGAGGUGCUGCAGCUCAGCAUACGCGCCGAGGAGUAGCCCGCGCGCUCUGCGGCGCCAGCCACUUCUCCACCUCACCUGCCCGUCUCCUGCACGCACUUCUCUCGGUCGCCGUCACUCGCAACUCAGCAACUUCCUAGCACGCCGUAGAAACCGUAGUCGGCGACAGAACGCGUACGAUUCUAGGAACUCGUUUCUGCUUGCAAAACAUUUACCUCCGUGCCAACGUUUCACGUUCGGAGUAGUAUUUCGAAGGUACGUAGAUAGGUACUAGGUACUGGUGGUUUUCUACUUCCAGUCUGGCUGCGGUACAUUCGCGGAAAGUCGCUACUGACAGAAUUAUCGUCGAACCGCAGUGUUACGACGUAACUAAGCCUCUGGCGCGUAACCCGAAUUCCGCGUGGAUUUUACUUGUCGUACACUUCCUACAGGAUUAAUGUUGUGACACUGAAUGAUCUUUGAAGAACACUUCGGGGGCUCGAGUUAAUGUUUGUAAUUUACGGUGUCAUUUCACAUCGGAUAACAACGCAUCCCAAAGUGUGAGACAACGCAGUAUUUCGCUGCGUUCAUGUUCUGCGCAUGAUGUUAACUUGUUCGAGGACAUAACAGUAUUGUGUUGAAUUACUUGAUGACAAGAUCACCUCUCACUCACUCUCUCUGCGCGCGCGCGCAUAUGUGUGU
Messenger RNA from Schistocerca cancellata (South American locust), 2558 nucleotides. Its product is annotated as insulinoma-associated protein 2-like. The transcript has 2 exons. Lineage: Eukaryota; Metazoa; Arthropoda; Insecta; Orthoptera; Acrididae. The record is from RefSeq and is a predicted model, not a curated record. Bases 285 to 1916 code for a protein of 543 amino acids.